Molecule: messenger RNA, 3345 nt
Organism: Beauveria bassiana ARSEF 2860
Lineage: Eukaryota; Fungi; Ascomycota; Sordariomycetes; Hypocreales; Cordycipitaceae
Product: choriogenin Hminor
Exons: 3
Coding region: 1-3345 (1114 amino acids)
Source: RefSeq, a predicted model, not a curated record
AUGACCUCAACCAAAAAACAACAACUGCCUCCCUCGCCCGCUGAAUCCGAGAGUCCCAAGAAAUCACCAGUUCGCCGCAGACCCGGCCACGACCUGUUUUCGGGCCGCAAUCUUGGCUCACCUACACGAACGAGCCAGGUUGUGACACCAACAGAUCGACACGACCUUCCGAGAGCACCGCCAUCACCUUCGCCCCCCAGAAAUCUUACCAAGACUAAGGCGCGGAAAUGGGGCCAGCGUCUUUCUACCUUUCUGCCUCUGCUCACAUCUUCAGCACCAGAUUUGUCCUCCAUCAGCAUCCGCCGAAAGCCAGUUGCCUUUUCUGAGCACGGCAAAAUCUCGCCAACCGAGACUCCUCCUCCACCUUACAAAGAGUACGAUGCGAGCCAUUCGCCGCCCAUAGACCCUCUCGAUACUUCUUUCGCUGCCGACUCCGGGCAGGGCCUAGCGUCAGCGCCUCUUUCUGGAGGAGAUAUUCAUCUUGACAACACUCACGCGUUUCCCGCUCAAGCAGACCUGUCUCAAAGCAGCAUUAGGUCUGUUCUCCAGACCGAGGUUCCGCAUAGCGCAUUGGGCAUGGACGAGCAGCCUCAAAUAGCCAGCGCCACCGGCCCCAUUGUUCAACCUAGCUCUGAAUCGCAAGUAUUGCCCCGCGAAGAGACCACUCCUCAGGAACAGCCUUCGCGAAGUAGCUCUCCUGAUGAGGCUACCGGCGAUCUUCGCGGUCCACGGAAGCUGCGCAAAAGUUCCGACAGCGCAAAGCGACCUCGGGCAAACUCAUACCAGGCUGGGCCGUCCGUUCCUGUUCCCAUCAUCAGACCUAGCUCAACUAUGCCCAUUCCUGAACUGCGAGGUCGAAGUGUCUCGUCGCAACCCACGCUAUCGGUGACGGAGAUUGGCGCAACGUCUUCCAUGCCACCACCUCCUGUCCCUCGACCUACUUCCCGUAUAGCGUCACCGAAAAAUUUGAACCAAAGCCCAAGCAGAGGCCGCCUUCGCAAAAGCUGGAUGCCCGGUGGCCGAUCACGAUCAAAUUCUGUCGAUGUAUCGUCGCCAAGUGCUAAAAUGCAAGCUUGGAUCAUGACUGAUGAGACUAAUUCCGAGUACAACCCUUCGUUCUUGAAGAAAGGGGAGAAGGUUCCGGAACUAUGGAAUGAAAUCGGAACUGUGCUAGUCUAUUUGUAUCCGAGAAGUAGUGGUUGCGGACCCAGCUUCAAGGUGCCCGAGUUCACCGUCAGUUCAUCAUAUCUCUUCAACGAAUUGCUGGCUUCAGAGACGUCCUCAACGGUUGGCCACCCCCGUUCAAGGAGCUUUGGCGGCAGAGACAGCUUGUCUGUUGAUGAUGCUAGUCGCAUGCAUUCUCCGCCGAUGGGCCCAUCCGAGGACUUUUCAGGUGAGCUGAAACUGUACCUUCCGGUAGCGCGUCCUUCAGCUUCGACGCAUCUUGUUGCACCUGGCCAAGGUGGCGACAAUGAACUCGAUCGCCUGAUUGCCAUUCGCAACUUGUUUGCUUUUCUCACUGGCCAACCCCUGGUUGGCACGAAGUCCAGACCUACAGUCUUUCUGGCCUUUUUGGAGAUUGCAGAUCUCUUGGAAGAAUACAAUUUCACCGGAAUGGAUGGCACGGGAUUUGGAAACGCCGUGGAUAUGAGCUUUGGCUUCUAUUGUGAUUUUCUUGGUCUGUCCGACUGUAGACACAGCCGGGAAAAGACUGUUGAGGCUCUCAUCCUGGGCGAGCGCAUGAGAAAUGUUGACCUGUACAACGAAGCAUUUGCUCAUGCCGCGGGCAAAUACUCAGCCAUCAUCGAUCUCCGCCUUCCGCUGUUCGAAAAGAUUUCUCCGCGCACCCGACAACGUCUCGAGCGCGCACACAUCGAUCUGGUCAAUCGGCAACAAAAUGUCAACGACUACCUCGAACAAUUCGAAUUCCCGUCCAUAUUCGCCGGCAUUGCCAACUCGACAUCGAUUUCUGAAAUGAAAAACAUUCGAUUUAAAGCUUGGCGGAAUUCGUUCUCUAGGAUGCGAUCCUUCAUGCUUAGCUACUACAAGUCGGCAUUUGGCAGUUGGCCUCCGAAAGCUAGCAGCAAGAAGAAUCCUUUCAUGGAGAGUGGCCUGAAUCGACUCGUGUUGAAGAUGCUCUACUCGGACAUGUGCGCUCUGUACGAUCUGCUUGUGGAUAGAACCGACUUGACGUCUAGAGUCAUCGAUCACACUCCGGAGCUGUCAUCCGACCCUGACAAGAUUACUAGGUCGGCUAUUCGAAACAUCAUGUCCGAAUACGACCGCUCUAGGCCGCCUGUUUUGCCGCCCAUCCCAUUUGACUUGCCUCAGCUCCCGACAGUUCAGGCUAUUCACGAGACGUACUCUAACUUGUCUGCGAAGAAUCAAGCCAAAUUCGACAAGAAACUCAAAGAACACGAGCUGCUUCUCAUUCUGAACAAAGCCUACAACUACGAUACCAAUGCUAUUCAACUCCCCUUUCUCGAGCAGUUCAAGGAAUUUGAAAGCCGAGAAGCAAAGGGUAAGAUGAAGCAAGAUAUUGUUGAUCAGCGCAUCGGGUAUUGGAUAUUCCUCUAUGCCGUACUCCAGUCACUUCCUAUGCUGGUAAUUGAUGCACCAGGCCUCAAGCAUACCGAGGGAACAGAAUACUUCCUGUGUCAGCCUCCGAUGGGACAGCCCCCGUGGGCAGAAGACGGCCAGGUCCGCAAGCUAUGGUACGAAGUAGCCGGCGGCGGCGGCGUGGUUGAGCUUUCCGCAGAUGCUGUUAUGUACAGCGUCGAAGCCACGUACCACCGCAGCCACUGUUGGCUGGCCGCCAAGCAAUGGGAGGGGCUGGAUGGGGUCGAUCAGGCGCCCCCCGAGCCAGUCAUGUCACCACUUGAGCCGCCGCGAUCCAUCUUUGAGAGCAGCGACGGCACCCUUGGAGGGCCCCCUCCAGUUCCUGGUCCUAGUACGCCAUCGCCGCCGUUGGGAACCCCUCCGCUGGCAGCCCACUCGCGGACUCUUUCGCCAGGUGGUGCUCGUGCAAGUAGCGCAUUCCGCUCUAGCAUCCUCAUCGGCCUGGAGCCUCUAGCAAUAGACCCGCCAGCCAGCGUCUUCGGCCCGCACCAGAGAAGCAGUUCGCUUGGUCCGCGCCCUCAAAGUGCUUUCGUGGGCCACAGUUUUUCUGGCUCUCAUCUCGCUGGCAUGAGUACGCCGAGAACAAGCACACCUAGCACAAUUGCUCCGACCUCUGGGGCUACCUUUGAUGACAUCCUUGCCGGAGGAAGCGAUAAUAAGGCAAAGAAGGAAAAGGAAAAAGAAAAGGAGAAGAAGCCUGCCAAGAAGAAGGGCUUCUUCUUCUAG